This is a messenger RNA of Priapulus caudatus, 1127 nucleotides long. RefSeq names its product major facilitator superfamily domain-containing protein 4-like. Bases 1 to 1086 code for a protein of 361 amino acids. The transcript is spliced from 7 exons. NCBI's taxonomy places the organism in Eukaryota, Metazoa, Priapulida, Priapulimorpha, Priapulimorphida, Priapulidae. The record is from RefSeq and is a predicted model, not a curated record.
AUGUACCGGGGACGAAACCAGCAGACCACACUAGACCGCGGGGCCAUCGUUACGGAGGACCGAAACACGGCAGACACUGAACACGACUUCAGGCACGCGCUUCCAAAUCGAAUUGCGUCUUAUUCCGAUUUUAACUCGGACUUCACUAUCUGCUUCAAGAAGUACAAAAAACACAACCUUUUGAGAAAAUACCCUAAAGCUGUAGAAGAAGAGAAACCGAAGGGGAAGAAACCAGUGUUGGCUGAGGGACCGACAAUACGUCUGUGGGAAAGCUGCUGCAUGAAGAAAUCUGGGCACGUCAUAGCCAUCACGGCGCUCGCUGCACUGAUGCUGUUUCUCUAUGACGGAAUGCAGGCAGCCUUCGGCGGCUAUAUCUAUUCUUACGGGAUUAAGAGCAUUGCCGACAUGAACCAGACGGAGGCUGCCUAUCUAAACGCAUGCUUUUGGGGAACAUUUGCGUUAGGUCGUCUGAUCUCCAUCCCCAUAGCAACGAAAUUAUCUCCCGGAUUUAUGCUCAUAUGCAACAUAUUCGGCUGCUUCAUGGCGAUGAUACUGAUGUUGGCGAUGAGGCACGACCACUCGAUGCUCUACGUCGGCACAUGCGGCUUCGGUCUGUUCCUGAGUAGCGUCUACCCGACAGCCAUCUCGCUCGUCGAACAGUACGUGCACGUGACGUCAUCGAUGGCCAGCGCCAUCGUCGUCGGCGCUGCUACGGGAGAGAUGAUCUUUCCCGUCAUCGUAGGACACAUGUUCGUCAACGUUGGCCCCGUGGCACUGCUACUGGCUGGCAACCUCACCUGCUUUCUCUCCGUGUUCGUCUUCAUUGCAAUGUGGCUGACGGGACAGAUAGCAUUCCGUCAUAAAGCUGCACGCUCGGGGCUCGGCUUCAUCGCCGACGUGUGCUGCCCUCAGGUGGCCGACGAGGAUGGACUCGUGCAGACGCGCGUCAAAUACUACUCGCGCAUGUCCGAGAGCAGUCUCGAUCAGAGCGUCGACAUGCCCGACUCUCCGCUGAAAGACGAGGCCCUGAACGAGCACAACGACCCGCCGCCGAUCGCAACCGACACGCGCCCGGUCGGCAACUAACUAUAGAGAGAACUCGGUGAACAGCGCUCGCUGCAUGACCA